Messenger RNA from Musa acuminata AAA Group (dessert banana), 870 nucleotides. RefSeq lists its product as uncharacterized. Gene Ontology annotation, biological process: nucleoside triphosphate catabolic process. Bases 221 to 712 code for a protein of 163 amino acids. Gene Ontology annotation, molecular function: nucleoside triphosphate diphosphatase activity. The transcript is spliced from 2 exons. Lineage: Eukaryota; Viridiplantae; Streptophyta; Magnoliopsida; Zingiberales; Musaceae. The record is from RefSeq and is a predicted model, not a curated record.
AAUCAGCAUUAAUAUCCUUAAAAGCACUCAUUUAUGAUAGACAAGAAUUUAUAAGGGUAACUGAGUUAUUUUCUUGUGGUCUCUCUUUUUUGUUUUUGAAUGUAUUAAGAGGAACUAGCAAAUGAAAGAAGCAACACAAAUCAUAUAAGCAUGCCCAGAAGCUGCCUCUGGUUUCCUGGUCCAUUCCACAGCCAAGAAUACCUACGGAGGAGAGCCACACAUGUCGACUACUACCGAAGGGGCUGUCUCGGGCACGGCAGGGCAGGAGGAGGAGGAGGGUGUGACCCUCGAGUGUCUGAGGAGGAAGAUGGCAGAGUUUGCGAGGGAGAGAGACUGGGAACAGUUCCAUAGUCCCAGGAACCUCCUGCUAGCUCUGGUGGGGGAGGUCGGGGAGCUGUCAGAGAUCUUUCAAUGGAAAGGUGAGGUGCCCAGGGGUCUGCCUGACUGGGAAGAGGAGGAGAAGCAACACCUGGGGGAGGAGCUCUCUGAUGUGCUGCUCUACCUUGUGAGGCUCUCGGACAUCUGUGGGGUGGACUUGGGGAAGGCCGCACUCAGGAAGCUGGAGCUCAAUGCCCUCAAGUACCCUGUCCAGCUAUGCAAGGGCUCUUCGAGGAAGCACACUCGUUACUCCUCCAAUGCACACAGCCGCAGCAACGAGGACCCCAGCAGUGGAACUUCCGAGGGGCUCCCAAACACUGGCCUGCAUAGAUAGGGUUAUUUUGGGUGGUCAGAGGCGAAUGUAAGCAUUGUUCUGAUGCUGUCCUCCUAUCUCUUGUUGCAUGGACACCAUCUUGGUUGGUGCAGCCAUUGCUGCAGAAGAGUCUAGCAGACAAUAUAAUACUUAAUGCAUCGUCGUUCCUUAUCUCUUCA